UUUUCCUAAACUCCAGGCAGCCUCAGGGCGCUGCUGAGGAAUGGCUGUCUGCAGAUUUCUAAAGGCCAGACAAGUAGCAGGGCUCCAAGAACUUGACAGCAGAAGCGGACACAAGACAGUACCACCAAACCGUACAGGGACUAGCGUACGCCGCUGCGCGCUUGACGGCUUAUUUGCGACAGUUGCCGUGGCUGCCGUAAAGCGAGGCCUCCGCCGCAGCCCUAGAGUUAGAAGUAUCUGUGGUCACAGAAAACAAGAUUCUGUUUCAUGAAGAAGAUGAAAACAACUGGGUUACUAUUAAAAACCACCCAAGAGCAACCACAGACCAAUGAGUAGAAUCAAUAAGAACGUGGUCUUGGCCCUUUUGACACUGACAAGUUCUGCAUUUCUGCUGUUUCAGCUGUACUACUACAAGCACUAUUUGUUGGCAAGGAAUGGAACAGGUUCUUCAAAAUCCAAAGGAAAUCGAGUUGGAUUUGAUAGCACACAGUGGCGUGCAGUUAAGAAAUUUAUUAUGCUGACAUCCAGCCAAAAUGUGCCAGUGUUUCUCAUUGACCCUUGGAUUCUGGAGUCAAUUAAUAAAAACUUCGAACAAGUGAAAAAUACUUCUCAAGGCUUGGCUUCAGAAUGCAGAUUUUUCUGUGUCCCAAGAGACUUUACUGCAUUUGCACUGCAGUAUCACCUGUGGAAGAAUGAGGAUGGCUGGUUUCGGAUAGCUGAGAAUAUGGGGUUUCAAUGCCUAAAGAUUGAAAGCAAAGAUCCUCGGUUAGAUGGAAUAGACUCACUUUCUGGAACUGAAAUUCCUCUGCACUAUGUCUGUAAGCUGGCCACUCAUGCCAUCCACUUGGUAGUCUUUCAUGAGAGAAGUGGCAACUACCUCUGGCAUGGCCACCUGCGACUCAAAGGACACAUGGAUAGGAAGUUCGUUCCUUUUCGAAAGUUACAAUUUGGUCGUUAUCCUGGAGCCUUUGACAGGCCAGAGUUACAGCAAGUUACUGUUGAUGGAUUAGAUAUGCUUAUUCCAAAAGACCCAGGGCGCUUUCUAGAAGAAGUACCUCGCUCUAGAUUUAUCGAGUGCAGGUAUAAAGAAGCUCGGGCAUUCCUUCAGCAAUAUGUUGAUGAUAACACUGUGGAUGCUAUGGCCUUUCGGAAGAGGGCAAAGGAGUUACUGCAACUAGCAGCCAAGACACUGAAGGAAUUGGGAGUGCCCUUCUGGCUGAGCAGUGGGACUUGUCUAGGAUGGUAUCGGCAGUGCAGUAUUAUUCCAUAUAGCAAAGAUGUUGACCUAGGAAUUUUUAUACAAGAUUACAAACCUGAUAUUAUUUUGGCAUUUCAGGAUGCAGGACUUCCACUCAAACACAAGUUUGGGAAGGUGGAAGACAGCUUGGAGCUUUCCUUCCAGGGAAAAGAUGACGUAAAACUUGAUAUUUUUUUCUUCUAUGAAGAGACUGACCAUAUGUGGAAUGGAGGCACACAGGCCAGAACAGGAAAGAAGUUUAAGUAUCUGUUUCCCAAGUUUACACUGUGCUGGACUGAGUUUGUAGACAUAAAAGUCCAUGUUCCCUGUGAAACAGUUGACUACAUUGAAGCCAACUAUGGUAAGACCUGGAAGAUUCCUGUCAAGACAUGGGACUGGAAGAGCUCACCCCCGAAUGUACAGCCCAAUGGGAUCUGGCCCAUUUCUGAGUGGGAUGAGGUUAUCCAGUUGUACUGAGAACACUAAGCUCAGGUGGGACAUUUCCCAGAAGAAAGAAGGCGGGUAACUGUUUAAAGCACUACAGUUUUUUUGCCUGAUGUGAGAGCCAAAGAAGAGAAAUGACAAGUUGGAAGACAGAAAAGGUUUUCUGACUCAUGGGCCAUCUAAUCAGUUCUGCCAUUCAGCAUUUACUGAGGAGUUUAUAUACCAAGUGAAAUAUUAGGAUCUGGUAAACAGGCAGAGAUGAGUGAGCAAAUGCCAGCCUCUCUCUUGUCCUGUUGAUAAGCACUGCAGUUUUCUUUUGAGGAAAACUUAAUUCACCCUCUGAAGAGCUGGUGUACAAUAUGAUGUAUUCCAUAAUGAUUUUUACAAUGUUAAUUAAUGUUUAUACCAGAAAGUGAGCUCAUCAGACGAAGCUUACAAAGGAUUAGUUAAGAAUAAUUCAUUCCUGUCUGUCCUCAAGAUUUAAGCUGCUGUGUUGGUGCUGCUUUUAAGGUUGUGGAAUAUGAGUUCAUAUUCCAGUGAUUAGACUUUGUCUCACAGAAAAAAGAUGGUGGUGAACUCCUUUUACAAGCAGUGCGAUACACAGUUGGCUUCAAGUGCUGGGUGUUCAGUAAGGGAAGAUGAGAACCCAUAUCAGCUCUUGUCAAGACAUACACUGUUUUCAUAUUUGAAGUGAACAAUGGAUGCUUAGAUGAUGCUUGAAUCUCUGGCAUCAUAGGAAUAUUUUCACUGACCUGUAGUAGUACUUGCUGAUAAAUAAUUCAUGCUAUCCGAAAGUUGUAACAUCUCAAAGCUUACGUUCCUUAUUUCAUUUUCAGUCACUCUUAGAUUUAAAAAUGGAAAUUAUUCAUGAAUAUUUUUAUAUUUUAUGAAUGUGUUAGUUUUCUGCCCUUAAUUUUAAUAUUGACACUAAAUGCUAGUAGAUAUACUUCUGAAUUUUUUAAAGACUCCCUUUAUUUAUCUAUCAACCAUAGCUCCAUAUGCUUAAUUUAUGGCCUACACACUAAUUUAUUUAGCAUAAAGAUAUGAUUGUUCUUCUAUUCCAAUAUUACUUCAAGUUUCUAAAAUGGAGGGUUACCGUGAACUAGAAACUAUUCCUUUUUCCAGAUCACAGUCUCUAAAGCCUGUGUCCAUCUCUAGAUUUUCAUUCUGCUGAGUGUAAAAGGGCAAGGACUUCCUACUGCCAAGGACUGCACAUGUGGGACCCCUUGACUUACACCCUUGAGGAGGUUGGGGUGGCUGCACUUAAGGCAUGCACUCUCAGUGAGAGAUGCAGGGAGUCUGACAACGAAUGCCUGUCUUCCUAGCCUGGGACAGGAGGGUCUCUACUCCCUGCUGCUUAGGGGUGUGCUUCCUGGCAGCCUUGCAGAUCUCCCUCUGAAAGUGUAGUUACUAAAAUGGAAACCAGAAUAUCUGAGAGAAUGGGCUAGCAGAAAGGAAAAAAAGAAAGAAAAAGAAAAACUGGGAGAAGUAACUUGAAGCCACCUGCUUCCAAAUUUUAACUUCACCAUGAAAACUCUUUUUGUUGGAUGACAGGCAACCAUCUGUCAGGAUGCGUCUCCAUGUAGGAGUAUUGUCAAGAUUGUUAUAAUUAUUAGCAAACUUGUACCCUAAUGGCAGAUCAUAAAUCAGUUCUUUCCUAGAAAAUAAGUCCAGAGAAUAUGUACCCAAGUUUUAGAUUGCCAACCCUAUGUAUUUUUAUACACCAAAACAAAACAGAACAGCUAAUGGUGUUCUUGAGGACAAACCCACCUAUCUGGAGAGGAUCAUUUGCUUGAACUCAAUAUCCAGAAGUAAGUAUGUUUACAUCAUGUUCCUUGAAAGCUCCCACCUUCUGCCAGGAGAUCUUACCCACCCCUGUUCAAGUUACUUCUCUCCUAUCUGUCCUUGGAAUGCAAGGUCUGCGAGUAUCCAGAAUACAAACUCUCUUGGUCCUAUGCAGAGGUUCUGUGGUCUUCCCUCCAUUACGUGUCUUCCCUUUGGUUUGGCUUUAGGUUUUAGGUUCUGCCCUACCUUGGAGAAAAUUUCUCAGAAUUUGCAGGUGAGGAUUGCCUCUGAAAAUGACUCUGCGAUUCAGUCAUACCGAAGCCAGUGCUUCUUAACCGUUGAACUCUGCUGAGUGUCUGGAGACCUUGGGUCAGGUGUGCCCACCACCUGACCCUUUUCAGCUGACACUUUUCUUCCCUCCCUGAAUAUGCUGUUAUUCUCCUAAUAUGACUACUUUCUGGUCCAUUUGCCUGGUUUGCUUGAAGAUACCUUUUAUAUUAACUUGUUGGUAGUUAUGUUGCCAAGGAUAUUUCCAGAGAGACCCUGAGAAGCAGAUGCUUUCUCAGUUUACAACAGCCAGCUACUUUCCUAAGCAUGGAGGACUUGCCCUGCUCUUGGCUACAGUUAGUGACAUUGGCCACUGAGAUUAAAUAAUAGUAACUAGAACUGGACAUCCCUAAGAGUAGCUGAGAUCAGUUCUUAGUGUGGCCUCCAUGACACUUCAGUGCUUGAUGAGUUCUCCAGGGCCUCAGUGGCAUGUGUUCCUGCCAUUCCCCAUGGAAGGCCUGAGGUGACAAAGAAUGCUGAGGAGGGAUAGUUCUUCUUGUCCAGAAUUCUCAGGCUACCUUCUUACCUUUAUUGGAUGGUGGGGGGUAGGGAAUCAAGGGAGGGGAAGCCUUAUCUACAAAAAAAUAGACCAGUUUAUGGCUGAAGAUAUCACCUGUGCUUUCUGACUCUUGAGAUGUCUAAAGGACUAAAUGAGACAUGAGUGCUUCCAUUCAGGCCCAGGGUUAAGUAAGUUCUCAUGAGAUGUGCCAUUUUCUAGUUCACUAUGAGUUUGAUCCCUGGGACCCAAGUAGUGGAAGGAGAGAACCUCAAAUUGCCUGUCACUCAAUACGCAGGCAGCAAUGUGCUCAGAACUCCUCUCUAGCAUGAGAGGACAGCACACACAUACACUAAAUAAAUGUAAUGAAAAGUUGUUAUUGUAGUUAAGCAUUAUAGGUCAAAUUAUGUGAUUUAUGAAUUCAGAGCCAUUGCCAUAUUACAUCUACCUGAAACAGCUGGUUCUCAUUUAGUUGACCAAGUUGCUGUCUUCUAAUAUUAUCCCAUACUGUUUCCUUUUAAGCCCAGUCAGAUUACUCUUAAAUUUUGUGCCUAGUCUAUAUGGACUUGAUUUUCCAUAUUCUAGCUUUGGGCAGCAAAUAUCACUAUAUAUAAUGAUCUGGGAAACCAAAGAUUUUGGAAUGCUUAGCUAACUGCCUACUCUGUGUAGAAUUAGUGGUAGUCUAAUUGCCCAGUGUGAGUGAGGUCUGGAUUCAGUACAAAGAACCAGAAGUCUGAGACAGAAGACUUAACCACAUGCUCAAGGCCGUCUUGGGCUGCCUAGUGAGUACCAGCCUAUCCUGGGCUACAGUGUAAGACCCUGUAUUGAGGGAGGUCAGAGGGAAGAGAAAGAGAGACAAGAGACCAAGAGAAUGAGAAUAUACUCCUGUCAAUCAUCUGCCCACAGAUUUAUGUUUUUAUUAUCUAAGCUAGGCAAAAGUCACCAGGUUAUGUAAUGCUGUUUUAAGUAGUUAAUUGUAGGCAAACAGAUCAAUUUGAUGUUGAUGCCUUUUGUAUAGGACAAAUAGGCAAAUAUAAAUUUUCUGAGGAAUUUGUUUCCGAAUCCUCAGAACACCUGGGCUAAAAUUUGCUCCUAUAAUUCCUGGACCUAACCUAAUAGAGAUUGUCUGAGGGCCCAUUUAGUCAUCUAGACUUCUGUCUACUUAUGAGUAGCUUUCACAGAAAGGCAAUGGAUUGGAAAGCGUUUGUCAUAUAAAGUAUUCUGUCAUGCACUUUAAAAAUUAUAAGCUUGUACAACCUUAUGACAGUUUAUUCUAAGCAUGAAAAUGUUCAUGAGUUUGUUAAAUGUAGAUCUGUCAACCUAUGACAUAUGACUAUGGCACAUAUAUGUGAAUUUUUUAGACAAAGUUGUUUUAAACAUGAGAUUUCAGUAUAUGCUUACCAGUUUAAUAUUUGGUUUUAUCUUCAGGUAUAGUUUAUGGUACUACUGAAAAUAGUUUUAAUAUUAUUACUCUGAUCUGAAUUUGUAAUAUACAAUCUACUUUGGGAUACUUAAUAAAAUUUUUUAAUCUCUUG
This is a messenger RNA of Grammomys surdaster, 5824 nucleotides long. It is a transcript of the gene Fktn, whose product is annotated as fukutin. Gene Ontology annotation, cellular component: Golgi membrane. The coding region runs from base 329 to 1714 and encodes 461 amino acids. The record is from RefSeq and is a predicted model, not a curated record. The transcript is spliced from 10 exons. Lineage: Eukaryota; Metazoa; Chordata; Mammalia; Rodentia; Muridae.